UCCAAAAUGGCGGCAAUAUUGGGCUAAAAACKUCAAUUUUUAUUAGCUUUUUCAUCCAUAAAUACCCUUCAAAAUGCCUGAGGAGAAGAAAGACGAAACAGACCAAGUUCUGGAAGGCGAGGGAGAAGAAGAACAAGGUGCUCCUGACGAUAUUAUGCCUCUUUUCUUCACGAGUAAGACGCAGGAGAUCUUUGACUGCAGAGCAGAUGAGGACGUUACUGAUGAGAAUCCCUUCAAGCUGAUCAACAAGGAUGUUAUUGAGCAAGAUUUUAAGAACAGAGCUGCAAUUUCUGACUUUCAUCCAGCUAAGAAAAUUAUCCAGGAUUAUCCUGCUGUUGAAGUUCUUGUUGUCUAUGACCCUGCAUUCAAAUAUGGACAAAACUUCUAUCUUUGUAUAACAGAGGAAGCUAAAGAAAGACACCUCAAUCCACCUAAGCUUGAGGAGGAAGCUGGUGAAGGGGAAGGAGCUGAAGAGGAGGAAGAGCUUAUGUUACAGAAAAAGUUCCCGCGUACACCGUUGCCAUGGGAUUCCAUGGGUAGUGAAUUCGAAGUUGAAGAAGAAGUAGUAUUGGAAAAUAGACCAAAAAUGAAAUUCCGAAUAUCAAGGCUAAGAAGAGAAUUUGGAGCACCUUACAACUUCACAACAAGGAGUGCAUCUGACGCCAAGGAUGGUAUCAUUGAAUGUCCAUCAUAUGACGAAGAGACUCCUAGUUUUCAGAGGAAAGAAUUAGAAAAAGGAAUCCAGGCAAUUUCUGAUCUAACAGAGACUGGGAAUCAAACUGAAUGGAGAAAGCCACGCAAUGCUGUAACUCAGUAUGAACCGAGAGAAUUUAGUGAAGAAGAAAGAGAAACGAUGAAAACAUCUGCAAAUCUGAAAUCCUUUGUUGACAAAGUAACUCCAAGGUUUGAGUUGGCAYUGCAACAAAAUGAGAUCAUGAAUGUCUUUUAUGAUGAUUACCAAGGACUCAAUGACGAUGAGACAACAUUUGGCGCCAAAUCUGACAGCUAUCUAAAGGAAUAUCAGUCAUUCACAGACCUUCAAUUCAGCAAAGAAAAAACAAUCACUCACAUUGAAUGGCAUCCUACAAUCAGGGGAAUCAUAGCUGUYUCAUGUGGAGAGAGGUUAAACUUUGAUGACCGUGUUGACCAGUUUUCAAGAAUACUCAUGACUCCUUCUCUGGUCUUGAUCUGGAGCUUUUCAGACCCYAUACACCCCCUGAUUCUCUUAGAGGCUCCUGAUGAUAUYUAUUCAUUCAAGUUCAACCCAUCUGAUCCCAAUAUUAUUGCAGGGGGGUGCAUUAGUGGGCAGGUUAUUAUGUGGGAUAUUAGUAACUACAGCGAAAGGUUAAAGACCCACCGUCAGUCACAUGGUCAAAGCAAAAAGAAUUCUAUGAACUCAUUGCCUGGGUUUGAAGAUGACUCCGAGAAAGACCAGUCACCAAUGAUUCGCUACUGUGCCGUGUCAUCCAUUGAGCACACGCAUAAGACAGCAGUCACAGACAUUCAGUGGAUACCAGAUCACAUGGAGAUUGGUCGUAUGGGUGUGGUAGUAGAGAACAGGUCCCAGCAUUGCAAUCAGCUCAUGACUUGUGCAGCAGAUGGGAGCAUACUAUUCUGGGACACACGCCCUUCAAAGUCAGCAGCACCUGCUCAAAGUACRACWGCAAACCCUGCUGGGAUUCCAUUGACUUUUAAACACCUGGACUUGACGUGGAAACCAAUACUCAAGGUAACUGUACAAAGAAUGACUGGUACAGGAGAAUUUGGUCCAACAGUGUUCAGUAUCAUUGAAAAGCAAGGAUACAGAGCUAAUGCUGGAAAAUCAAAUGAUACCAAAGACAAUGAUGGUCUUCCUAGACAUGCUUCUACUCUUGGUAAAUCCUUGAAGGAUCAGGGAAAACCACUGGAAAAUAUCAGUACCAAGUUCUAUGUUGGCACUGAGGAAGGAGACAUGGUGUACCUGGACUGGAAACCAGAAAAGGACACUGAUAGUGGAAAAAUAACAACCCCGCGUCCUUCGUUUGUAUGGCAGGCUCAUGAUGGUCUCAUUACCACGCUCACGCGGUCACCAUUCUUUAGAGAUAUCAUUUUGACCGUCGGUGGUUGGACCUUUGCUAUUUGGAAAGAAGGCGUCACGAGUGAUCCUUUGCUACAGUCGGCGAGUCACAUUCUUAAACUAACCAAGGGACACUGGAGUCCUUCGAGACCUGGAGUGUUCUUCAUCACUAAAGUUGAUGGCAGCGUUGACGUGUGGGAUCUCUUAGAUAGAGCUUGCGCAACUUCCAGCGCUAACGUGAUGGAGAAUUUCUUCGAGCGUGAAGUCAAGCGACUAGCUUUCGUAGAAGAACGAAAAAAGAUCCGAGAUACUGAGAAAAAAGAGCGCGAUGCUCUCGAAACAAAAAAACAGCAAGAGAAGAAAAUCGAUGAAACUGAUGCCGACAUUGAGGCCAAGCAACGUAUGGCCUACCAGGAAUACCUGGAAAUGGAGAAAAAGAUACUCGAGGACCUCGGUCUCCGAGAAGAACCCGAAGACGACGAUGUUUGAUCGAUUUGUGGUUACCUUGGAGACAAUAAAAAAUUGCGGUUACCUUGGAGACAGAUUUACUGAAGUCAGCAUUUUAGAGUUGUAAAUAUAUCAUUUGAAUACAGAAUUUUGAAAUGUUUUUAUGAGUCAGUUAGUAAGGUAGGUUAGAAGGUUGGAUUGCUGUGCUUAUUCUCAGUGUAUUGUAUUGUUUUAUGUGUGUAAGUAAUGUAUAGACCUUUAUUAAAUGAUGCUGAAUCAUAUCGGCAAUGUACAGUACUUMAAACUUA
Messenger RNA from Exaiptasia diaphana, 2811 nucleotides. Its product is annotated as WD repeat-containing protein 63. NCBI's taxonomy places the organism in Eukaryota, Metazoa, Cnidaria, Anthozoa, Actiniaria, Aiptasiidae. Gene Ontology annotation, cellular component: inner dynein arm. Gene Ontology annotation, molecular function: dynein light chain binding; dynein heavy chain binding. Gene Ontology annotation, biological process: inner dynein arm assembly; cilium movement involved in cell motility. The record is from RefSeq and is a predicted model, not a curated record. The transcript has 22 exons. Bases 74 to 2545 code for a protein of 823 amino acids.